AUUUAUAUUUCAGUUCUUCAUCAUAGAAAAAACAUUAAAAAUAAAGAAAACAGCAAAAUCUCACUUUCUCCUUCUCUGUAUAUAAUUAUAUAUAAAUAUAAUUAUUUGUUUCCGUAAUCUCUCUCCAUUUGUUUUUUUCUUACAAUAAGCUGAACACAACAUUAAAGAUCUCUGCAAAAAAAUGCAAGCAUCGGCAGUUUCCUAUUAAGUGUUUUUCUUUCUUUCUUUCUUUCUUCUUCUUCUUCUUCUAGAUCUUCUUCUUCUUCUUCUUCUACUUCCUUUACAAUGGGAGGCUGUACUUCCAAGCCUUCAAAACCCAAAGGCAAUCACCACAAUGACUAUCCUACCGUUCCUCAACCACCCAAAUCUCCACCACCGCCGUCGCUCCUUCCUCCGACUACCCCUUUUCUUCCCACUUACACUCCCAGUCCAGCUCACCCAACCAAACCCAAAACUCCUUCGACUCCUUUAAGGUUUCUUAAGAAAUCCUUUCCUCCUCCUUCUCCGGCGAAACACAUCCGGGCGGUUUUGAGACGGAGGAAGCCUAACAAGAAGGCGGAGAAAGAGGCGGCGGCGGGGAUUGCGGAGACGGACGAGGAUGAAGAUGGGGUUGAACUAGAUAAAAGAUUUGGGUUUUCGAAAGAAUUAAGGACUAAAUUGGAAAUUGGUGAAGAAGUUGGGAGAGGGCAUUUUGGGUAUACUUGUUCUGCUAAGUUCAAGAAAGGUGAAUUCAAAGGACAACAGGUUGCUGUUAAAGUGAUUCCCAAAUCCAAGAUGACGACAGCUAUUGCGGUCGAGGAUGUUAGAAGGGAGGUGAAGAUAUUGCGAGCCUUGACAGGACAUAGCAAUCUAGUUAAAUUCUAUGAUGCUUUCGAAGAUCAUGAUAAUGUCUAUAUAGUAAUGGAGUUGUGUGAAGGGGGUGAGCUUUUGGAUAGAAUACUCGCAAGGGGUGGAAAAUACUCAGAAGACGAUGCAAAGGCGGUAAUGGUACAGAUACUAAAUGUUGUUGCUUUUUGUCAUCUUCAAGGUGUGGUGCAUCGAGAUCUUAAACCCGAGAACUUUUUGUACAUUUCGAAGGAGGAGAACUCUUUGCUGAAAGCCAUAGACUUCGGUUUAUCGGAUUUUGUAAGACCAGAUGAAAGGCUUAAUGACAUUGUGGGAAGUGCAUACUAUGUGGCACCUGAAGUUCUACAUAGAUCCUAUGGUACGGAAGGUGAUGUUUGGAGUAUAGGAGUGAUCUCUUAUAUUCUUUUAUGUGGGAGUCGACCAUUUUGGGCAAGGACCGAGUCUGGAAUUUUCCGAGCAGUCCUAAAAGCCGAUCCAAAUUUUAAUGAACCACCUUGGCCUUCCUUGUCUCCCGAAGCUAAGGACUUUGUGAAGCGACUCUUGAUCAAGGAUCCUAGGAAACGAAUGACAGCAGCUCAGGCAUUGUGUCAUCCUUGGAUCCAGAGUUGUAAUGAUGCCAAGGUUCCACUCGAUAUUCUAAUAUUUAGGCUUAUAAAGGCGUAUAUGCGAUCAUCACCUCUACGGAAAGCUGCUUUAAAGGCAUUGUCGAAGACGUUGACUCCGGAUGAACUCUUUUACCUUCGAGAGCAAUUUGCGUUAUUAGAUCCGAAAAAUGGUAGCAUAACCUUGGAGAAUAUUAAGACGGCCCUAAUGAAAAAUGCAACCGAUGCAAUGAAGGAAUCUCACAUGCUGGAUUUUCUCUUAUCGCUAAAUGCACUUCAAUACAGAAGAAUGGAUUUCGAAGAAUUUUGUGCAGCCGCAUUAAGCGUCCAUCAGCUCGAAGCGUUUGAUCACUGGGAACAACACGCUCGUUGUGCAUAUGAUCUUUUCGAGAAAGAUGGAAACCGGGCUAUCGUCAUCGAGGAACUUGCAUCUGAACUUGGUCUCGGACCCUCUAUCCCGGUUCAUGCCGUUCUUAACGACUGGAUAAGGCAUACCGAUGGGAAAUUAAGUUUCCUUGGGUUUGUGAAAUUGUUGCGCGGUCCAUCCAGUCGUGCCGUUGCAAAGGCACAAUAAUCAUGUUAUGUUGUUGAUUCAACGAGACAGGGAUGCAAACACGGAUUCGAUCUUUUCCGGGGAGUUUCGGAAGGAAGCUCGAUAAAUCGAGGUUCAGCUCGGAUAAUGAAGGCUUUAACUUUUAUGUUAAAUUCUUUGAGGAGUUUAAAAAGUUGUGGGAUACUUUGAAAAGGCAGUGAAAAAGAUAUAUAAUUGGCAAUGGCAAGCAAUCAAAAAUGUAGAGAAAAUAUAAAUAUAUAUAUAUAUGGUUAAGCUUUUGAGCUUUUUGUUGCUUCAA
This is a messenger RNA of Gossypium arboreum, 2299 nucleotides long. RefSeq names its product CDPK-related protein kinase-like. The record is from RefSeq and is a predicted model, not a curated record. Gene Ontology annotation, biological process: protein autophosphorylation; intracellular signal transduction; peptidyl-serine phosphorylation. Gene Ontology annotation, molecular function: ATP binding; calmodulin binding; calcium-dependent protein serine/threonine kinase activity. The transcript has 11 exons. Gene Ontology annotation, cellular component: cytoplasm; nucleus. NCBI's taxonomy places the organism in Eukaryota, Viridiplantae, Streptophyta, Magnoliopsida, Malvales, Malvaceae. The coding region runs from base 286 to 2022 and encodes 578 amino acids.